Drosophila arizonae is the source of this 1131-nucleotide messenger RNA. RefSeq names its product mitochondrial ribosomal protein L39 (gene mRpL39). Gene Ontology annotation, cellular component: mitochondrion. The record is from RefSeq and is a predicted model, not a curated record. NCBI's taxonomy places the organism in Eukaryota, Metazoa, Arthropoda, Insecta, Diptera, Drosophilidae. Gene Ontology annotation, molecular function: nucleotide binding; RNA binding.
AAUAUAUUGCUGACUUGUUGUUUAAAUAAUAAUUAUAUUAUUGACUGAACUUCAAUGGCUGCGGCAACAAAACUGUUAAAAAAAUCAUUGGUCGGUAUUUCGCAAAUACAGCAAUACCGAAACAUUGCUAAAUCAGCGAUCAGUGCUUCAAAUGGACAUCGAAAUGAACUUUUCAAUCAAGAGUGGCGCCGUCAGCAGAAUGCAGUUGGUCGAGUGGAGAAGAUCGAAGUGCGUUAUUUGGGUCUACCCGAGGACGUGACGUUGGUCAUGAACAAUAACAUCUCGACUCCAUUUAAUUGCGCACAGCAUUUAAGCGAGGGCCACUGCAAACGGAGUGCUUUAGCGUUAAUAGACGGUAGUGUUCCCUGGGAUAUGCACAGGCCUCUGCAGGAAUCCUGCACGCUGCAGCUCCUUAACUUUAACGUAUCCGAUCCGCAUUUAGUUAACAAAGCUUUUUGGCGCACCUGCAGCUUCAUGCUAGGCGCUGCGCUGCAGAGGGUUUUUAAGCAGGAAGCUAAUCUUCAAUUACACAGCUUUCCGGGACCAAAUAUUAAAUCGGGAAGCUUUGUCCAUGACAUCGUGCUUGGCGUGCAAAACUGGGAGCCGACGAAAGCUGAAAUGCGAGCCAUUUCAGCCGAAAUGGUUAAGCUGGCGGCACAGGAUUUGCGCAUUGAGCGCUUGGAGGUGGAUCUGGAUCUAGCAACAGAAAUGUUCAAGGACUUACGUUAUAAAAGCGAACAAAUACCAAGUAUUGCACAGCAACAUCAGAAUCGCGUAACGCUUUAUCGCCUUGGCGACCAUAUUGACAUUUCACGUGGUCCGAUGGUAGCGUCCACCCGUUUCCUUGGAAAAUGCACUGUGUUAGCGGCGCACAAGUUGGCCAAUGAAGGUGCAUCGGACGCGUUUUACCGAGUACAAGGUGUGGCCCUUCCCGCCGGCUUUGCACUAAAUCACUUUGCAUACGGCUUGCUGGAGCAGCGUGCCCAGAAGUUGAACCCCGCUCGUUUGCCCAACGAACCCUUUGAGGAACAGCGACAAAUGCAAUUAUCUUAAAAUGAAAGCUUAGUACAUAUAUUCACAAGAGGUUCUUUAAUAUUUAAAGCUAUAGUCUAUAAAAAUGGUUACCAUAUA